This is a messenger RNA of Gilbertella persicaria, 1291 nucleotides long. RefSeq names its product glutaryl-CoA dehydrogenase. Gene Ontology annotation, molecular function: fatty-acyl-CoA binding; flavin adenine dinucleotide binding; glutaryl-CoA dehydrogenase activity. The record is from RefSeq and is a predicted model, not a curated record. Gene Ontology annotation, cellular component: mitochondrial inner membrane. Bases 16 to 1269 code for a protein of 417 amino acids. The transcript is spliced from 4 exons. Gene Ontology annotation, biological process: fatty-acyl-CoA biosynthetic process; fatty acid beta-oxidation using acyl-CoA dehydrogenase. NCBI's taxonomy places the organism in Eukaryota, Fungi, Mucoromycota, Mucoromycetes, Mucorales, Choanephoraceae.
CUUUCAUAUAUCAUCAUGUUGGCUCGUUCAGUGUUACGUCAAACAUCAAGAAUAACACCUUUGGCUUCAAGAGCCAUGGCUUCAAAAGCAUUCGUGAAAUACAAUUGGGAAGAUCCUCUUCAUCUCGAUAGACUCUUGACUGAAGAUGAAAUCUUUGUUCGCGAUGCAGCCAAAAGUUAUUGUCAGGAACGUCUUUUGCCUCGAGUGGUGAAUGCCUAUCGUAAUGAAUCGUUUGAUCGAGAGAUUAUGUCUGAAAUGGGUGAACUUGGCUUUUUAGGUUCAACCAUUGAGGGUUAUGGGUGUGCUGGCGUAUCCUCUGUUGCUUAUGGUUUGACAGCCCGUGAAGUAGAAAGUGUGGAUUCUGGUUAUCGAUCUGCCAUGUCUGUACAAUCGUCACUUGUCAUGCAUCCUAUCAAUGCUUAUGGUACAGAAGAACAAAAAGAAAAAUACCUUCCUGCUUUGGCCAAGGGUGAGAAGGUAGGUUGCUUUGGCUUAACAGAACCCAAUCAUGGCUCAGAUCCAAGCAGUAUGGAAACAACCGCCAAGAAAGUCAAUGGUCAUUAUGUCCUGAAUGGUUCCAAGACGUGGAUCACCAACUCACCUAUUGCAGAUGUCUUUGUUGUCUGGGCCAAGAAUCUGGAUGAAGGAGGCACGAUUCGUGGGUUUGUGCUUGAAAAAGGCAUGGCGGGUCUAGAAGCACCUGCCAUCAAAGGCAAGUUCUCAUUACGUGCUUCUAUCACGGGUAUGAUCAUGAUGGACAAUGUCGAAGUCCCUGUGGAGAACAUGCUGCCCAAGGCAAAAGGAUUAGGAGGCCCUUUUGGUUGUUUAAAUAAUGCUCGUUAUGGUAUUGCCUGGGGUGCAUUGGGUGCUGCUGAAGCAUGUCUAAGCCAAGCCCGUGCUUAUACUCUGGAUCGUAAACAGUUUGGUCGUCCCUUGGCUGCUAACCAACUGAUUCAAAAGAAAUUGGCAGAUGCUAAUACUGAAAUCGCCAUUGGUUUACAAGCCUGUGUUCAAGUAGGCAGACUCAAGGACAGUGGUGAGUUAGCUCCUGAAAUGAUUUCGAUGAUUAAGCGCAAUUCAUGUGGUAAAGCAUUGGCUAUUGCGCGUGAGUGUCGUGAUAUGUUGGGUGGUAAUGGUAUUUCAGAUGAAUAUCAUGUGAUUCGACAUGCAGCUAAUUUGGAAGCUGUCAAUACUUAUGAAGGCACGCAUGACAUUCAUGCUUUGAUUCUUGGUAAAGCCAUUACGGGUAUUCCUGCUUUUGCCAAUUAAUAAAUAAUAAUAAUAAUUUAUA